Messenger RNA from Arachis ipaensis, 1824 nucleotides. The record is from RefSeq and is a predicted model, not a curated record. NCBI's taxonomy places the organism in Eukaryota, Viridiplantae, Streptophyta, Magnoliopsida, Fabales, Fabaceae.
AUGCUGCUGACUCUGCAAACUGUGCAGAGGUUAGGUCAACCAAUUGGAAAUGGAAAUGGGGAUGGAAACGGGAAUAAUAAUGGUGAAGGAAACGUCAAAGAGGCGAGGGAAUUUGAGCUUAUGCAGCUGAAGCAAGGCUCUUUGUCUGUGGCGGACUACAUUAGUCAAUUUGAGGAGCUCUGUAGGUUCUCGAGGGUGUGUCAGGGUGCCCCAGAGACCUAUGAGAGCUGGAAGUGUAUUAAGGUGGUUGAGGAGUGUGCAAAGAAGGUAGCUUCGUCAAGGGACACUCGUGGAGGAAACAAUAACCGUGGGCGAGGCAAAUAUUUUCAACUAAGGGCCCAAAUAUUCAAGAGAGGAGGAUAUGCACCUCAAGGUCAAGGAGGCUUCAAGAGGAACACUCAUGAUCAGUACCAGUAUGCUAAAGGGAGAGAGAAUCAAAGUAAGGUUUCUCUGGAAUUAACUUGUGAUCGUUGUAGAUGUUUUCAUCCAAAUGACUCUUACAAGAUUGGUAUAUGUGGUUGUUUCAACUGCGGAUUGCCUGGUUACAUUGCAAGAGAUUGCACUCGUGGGAGGAAGACUCAGAAUGCGGGCCAGAACCAACAAGGUCGGGUGUUUGCUGUGAACGCCCAGGAUGCUGCAAAGGCAGAUCCUCUGAUUAGAGGUAUAUGCUUAAUUGGUAAUAAAACAUUAAUUGCAUUAUAUGAUACUGGAGCUUCGCAUUCUUUUAUUGCAUUUGAUAAAGUCGAGGAACUAGGAUUGAAGGUGUCAGAAUUAGCGUUUGAUUUGCAUGUGCAUACCCCGUAUCAGACAGUGGCGACUAGGUUGGGUUGUAAGCAAAUGUCCAAGAAUCGAGUUUUGUUGGAUUGCUUUGAGCGAUCUAUUCAGUUUAUGCCGGAAGGAGAAGGAGGAGCAGUAGUAGCUGAGGGUUAUUACCUAAACUCUGUAAUGGUGAAUUGCAGUGGGGAAGAGUGUCAGGGUUAUAUAUUGUUGGCUGCUAAUGCUUUGGGUGACGCACAGAACUUAGAUCGGAUUUCAGUAGUUAGAGUCUUUCCAGAAGUAUUACUGGAAGAUAUUCCUGAAGUCCCACCUCAAAGGAAAAUUGAAUUUGUGAUUGACUUGGUGCCGGGAGCCAGACCAGUGUCGACUGCGCCGUAUCGAAUGGCUCUGAUAGAGCUGGCUAAACUAAAGACUCAGAUAAAUGACUUCAUGGAUCAAUUGCAAGGAGACGGAGUAUUCUUAAAGAUUGAUUUAAGAUUCAGUUACCAUCAGAUAAGGGUGAACGAAGAUGACAUUCUGAAAACUGCAUUUAGGACGUGCUAUGGACAUUACGAGUUUGCGGUUUUCAUAGACGACAUUUUAGUUUACUCAAAGAUGGAAGAAGAACAUGAAGAGCACUUAAGAAUUGUGUUGCAAAUCCUGAAGGAGCAAAAAUUGUAUGCUAAGUUGUCCAAUUCCGAAUUUUGGAAGGCGAAAGUGAAGUUCUUGGGUCACGUGGUGAGUAAAAUAGGAAUAGUCGUAGAUCCUUUGAAAGUUGAGGUGGUGAUGGAAUGGGAAAGACUGAUGACGGUGACGAAGGUUAGGAGUUUCUUGGGUUUGGCUGGAUAUUACUGGAGAUUCAUUGAGAAAUUUUUCCGGAUUGCACUACCAAUGACUAAGUUAACCCGGAAGGAGGUGCCAUUUGUGUGGACGUCAGAGUGUGAGGAGAGUUUCCAAACCAUGAAACAAAAGUUGACUUCAGCACCUAUUUUAGUUUUGCCAGAACCGCAUGAACCAUUUGAAGUGUACUGUGAUGCGUCACUGAAGGGUUUGGGUUGCAAUUCAUAA